Molecule: messenger RNA, 2537 nt
Organism: Sebastes umbrosus (honeycomb rockfish)
Lineage: Eukaryota; Metazoa; Chordata; Actinopteri; Perciformes; Sebastidae
Exons: 4
Coding region: 178-1944 (588 amino acids)
Biological process (GO): lipid transport; lipoprotein metabolic process
Cellular component (GO): extracellular region; membrane
Molecular function (GO): lipid binding
Source: RefSeq, a predicted model, not a curated record
UUUAGGCUAAACUGCUGAUUAUGAUUUAGAUUUAGAUUUUGGCAGAUUCAGCCAACACAUGAGUUAGUUGUCUCUAUAAGAAACAAUCAGAGGUCCAAUCUUGAUUUAUUUUUAUUUUAACCUCGCAGGUAGACCUAAUAAUAAGACGAGGCCCUGAUAAGGAACUGGAGACAGCAUAUGGAGAGGACAAACAUGUCUGCUGCAAGAAAAGAACUACAGGAGGCCUUGUGCUGCUACACCGCAGAUACCCUCAUCUACAUCGACACAGUGAGAGAGUUCUGUGAGAGGAGCCCUAAAUGGAUGCUUGCGACGGAGACAGAGUCGCACAUGAUGGUGGACAUCAAAGAUAGGGCUGAGAGCAUCGACCUAAGCAUCAGCCAUGUUACCCAGUCAGAGAACAAAGGUAAGAGAGGUAAGGCCUUUUUGGAAUAUAUGAAGAGCAAGUUCACCCAGGUGACUGCAGACAGCAGACGUGCAGAGCUGGAGAAGGAGCUGGCUGCUGUGCUGAAGGACACUCUGAGUGGCCUGGAGAAGCUCCACAGCUUCCUGGAUGCAGUGGAGAAUCUGGCGGUCACCUCACUCCAUGUGUUCAUGGAGGAGAACCAGGCAUUACAUUUGCCAGAAGGGAUCAGCCUCGAACAAGUUCAGGUUGUCAUCACGGCUGCACGGGAAAUCUGCCCUCUCCUCGUCGAGUUUAAAAGAGAUACAAGUGUCUUCUUCCUUCCCAAACUUCAGAAUGUGGAAGUGCUGUCAUAUCAGCUGGACAAAUACAUCCAGACCACCCAGACAAUCUGUGAGAAGUUAGAGAAAAGCUCCUUCAGUGACUUUUUCCUGAAUUUGAACGACGAAACUCUGGUAGACCUCGAUGUGGAUUUGUCUGAAGAUGACAUACAAAGGAUGCUUCAUCACAUUAAUCAGCUUGAUGAAAUCAGGAUGAAUGAGAGCUUCCGGACGGUGUUCCUGUUUCAGGAGGAACCAUGUUCUGGCUUCAUCAGUGAGUUCAGCGAGCGAAAGCCCAGGAUGCUGAAGUUUUUAGUAGACCUGGAGGAGAAUGCUGUUCAGCUAGACAGGAUGAAUAAGGGGGCAAAGAUCUCCAGUGUGGCAGGCAGCUCAGUGGGGGCAGCUGGAGGUGUGCUUUCCAUCAUUGGUUUGGCAUUAAUUCCUGUAACAGCUGGAGCGUCUCUAAUUCUGACAAUGACUGGGGUGGGGCUGGGAAUUACCAGCGGAGUCAACAGUUUAGUCACCACCGGCACAGAGAUUGGCGUUAACCAUAAACAUCAAAAGAAAGCCAGUAAGACCUUCAAGAGCUUCAGUGAGGAUGUGCAGUGUCUCAAGGAUUGUCUAGAGGAGGUCACCAAAAGGGGAAUGAGCAAGAUUGAUGUGGUUGUGGGAGUAGGCAAGGUGAUUGGUAACGUUUGUGCUAUUGGGAAGGCUAUCGAUGGGAUUGUUGAUGCUGCCUCAGCUUUUAAGUUGUUAAAAACUGAGGAGCUGGUUGUAAGUGCUGGCAGAGUGGCAUUGCAGGAAGGAAAAGCAUUACGUAACGCGCCCAGGGUGGCGGCAGAUAUCCCAGAUAUUGGUCAGGCAGUAGUCAAAGGGCCUCUUGCCCUCUCCAAGUCAGCAAGAGCCGGUUUCAUCGGGCUCAACGCUCUCUUCCUCGGCAUGGAUGUCUUCUUCAUCUGUAAAGACAGCAUCAGUCUGGCCAAAGGCAGCGAGACUGAAUUCUCUCAGUUCAUCAGAGCCAGAGCUGCACUCUGGCGUUCAGAGAUUGACUCAUGGCAGAAGAUCCAUGACUUCCUGUGCGAAGGUCAGCUGACAUCAAAGGAAAACAAAGCUGUCCUGGAGAUGCCAUUUUAUCCAGAGAGGGAGAUGAACACAAAGCUGGUUCUGGUUGCCUUCUUAUUCUUAAUGUUUUUAAUUGUGGUGACAUACUGCCUCAGUUCUUGAUAAAAAUGUUAAAAAUUGGGUUUGGAGUCCAACCAUCUCUUCUUUUGAACGUGGAAUUUCCCCCCAAAAUAGAAUCAACUGUACAAAGAACAUACAAUUUCUAUCCUUCUGAACUCGGAGAAACAGAAAUGGAAAUUCCAUUUGAUGAGGUGGAUGAAAAGUGAAAGAGGAAAGUUCUUAUGUAAUACAGUAGUGCUCCGAGACAAUACCAACUCUGACACUAUGAUCAGAUAUGAGAUUCAUUUAAACUUUGCUUACAGCUCACUGUUCAGCAUUAAACAUGAUUACAAUCUAUCUUUGAGGAAUUUUUAAUCAGCUGUAAUUCUCAUGGCAUAAACCAAUGUAUCACUAAACCUGAUUCAAAACAUAACACACUGUCAUUUAGCACUUUACCUGAUGAUAAAUGUAACUGAAAAAUAUAAUUACUAUUUUAAUCCUAGAGUUGCAAUCACUGUCAUAUAAAAAUAUAAUUAGAGCAAAAAAUGUUAUGCACAAUACAUUCUGUACAAUCUGUAUGAUCUUCAUUAUUAUGUUUGUAUAAUUCAGUCUGCCAUUUCUCUUGCACAAAAAUAAAUACAAUUUUAAAAAGUAAA